CCCGCUCCAGCCGUCGCCACCAGCCAGCCGCUCCCGCUCCCCACAGGCAGCUAUGGCGUCGCUCACCGUGAAGGCGUACCUUCUGGGGAAGGAGGACGCGACCCGCGAGAUCCGCCGCUUCAGCUUCUGCUUCAGCCCGGGACCCGAGGCGGAGGCCGAGGCGGCGGCCCGCGGGCCCUGCGAGCGGCUGCUGGGCCGCGUGGCCGCCCUGUUCCCCGCGCUGCGGCCCGGCGGCUUCCAGGCGCACUACCGCGAUGAGGACGGGGACCUGGUUGCCUUUUCCAGCGAUGAGGAGCUGACGAUGGCCCUGGCAUACGUGAAGGAUGACCUCUUCCGGAUUUACAUUAAAGAGAGGAAGGAGUGCCGGCGGGACCACCGCCCCCCGUGUGCUCAGGAGGCACCCCGCAACAUGGUGCACCCCAAUGUGAUCUGCGACGGCUGCAACGGCCCCGUGGUGGGCACCCGGUACAAGUGCAGCGUCUGCCCUGACUACGACCUGUGUGCCGGCUGCGAGGGGAAGGGCGUGCACCGCGAGCACAGCAAGCUGGCCUUCCCCAGCCCCUUCGGGCAUCUCUCCGAGGGCUUCUCUCACAGCCGCUGGCUCCGGAAGCUGAAGCACGGCCACUUUGGGUGGCCUGCCUGGGAGAUGGGCCUGCCUGGGAACUGGAGCCCACGUCCCCCUCGGGCGGGGGACCCCCAGGCCAGCCCCACAGCAGACUCUGCUUCUGGUCCAUCGGAGGAUCCCAGUGUGAAUUUCCUCAAGAACGUGGGGGAGAGCGUGGCAGCUGCCCUCAGCCCCCUAGGCAUCGAGGUGGACAUUGACGUGGAGCAUGGAGGGAAGAGAAGCCGCCUGACGCCCGUCUCUCCAGGCAGCCCCGGCGCAGAGGAGCGGUGCAGCUCUCAGCCAGGAAGCUGCUCUUCUGACUCCAGCAAACCGGACGACGCCAUGGAGGGAGCCGCACAGGCUCUGGCGAAGCAAAUAAACAAGAUCACGCUGCAGUCGGGUGUGCAGCCCGAGGCAAGCUCCUCCUGCCUCCCCCAGACCCCCCCCCCAUGGCCCCUCCCAGCACUGACAGCCAGGGCCCAGUUCCAGCGCAGAGAGCAGAUGGAGUCUGACAACUGCUCGGGAGGAGACGAUGACUGGACUCAUUUAUCUUCAAAGGAAGUGGACCCGUCGACAGGCGAACUCCAGUCUCUACAAAUGCCCGAGUCUGAAGGGCCAAGCUCUCUGGACCCUUCCCAGGAGGGACCCACAGGGCUGAAGGAAGCCGCCGUGUACCCACAUCUGCCGCCAGAAGCUGACCCCCGGCUCAUUGAGUCCCUCUCCCAGAUGCUGUCCAUGGGGUUCUCUGAUGAAGGCGGCUGGCUCACCAGGCUCCUACAGACCAAGAAUUACGACAUUGGGGCUGCCCUGGAUACCAUCCAGUAUUCAAAGCACCCGCCGCCCUUGUGACAGCUGUUCUCCGUCACCUGACCCCUUUCUGGUCUCAGUGUGUAGAGCUUGCUAGAACCCCAUGCCUCUAAGGGCCAGUUACUUUGCAUUUUUCUUUCAGAACCGGGGUGGGAUGCAUGAAGCCAUUUAGGGCAGUAGGGCAAGGACAGGAGGGAGUUCCCAGCCUUGUGACUAAGGGGAGAGAGGAAGUGAGGUGCAACCAGGGUGGGCCGGGGGUCUCCUCCCAUCUCCCUGCUCUCUGCCCGCCAGGAUAUCACCAACAGCCCAGAAUCCAUCUUGCCUAAGGGUUGCUUUUUCUUUUUUUAAGUGACUAAUAGUAACUGAUGUGUAGCUGAUUUCCUCAGAGUUCAGCUGGAACAGGAGGAGGUUGUCCUGCAGCAAGUACGGGAGGGCAGGCCCCCUCAGGGCACAGACGGGGCUGGCAGGCACCCAGGGUGGUCACUGAGCACUGCCUGUCUCUCAACCAUUGUAGCUCUCAUUUCCAAAUCUGUCACCUGCUUUUAAAGUAAGAAGAUCCUUUGUAGUUAUUGUGUGAGCAUAUCUGUAAACCAACUGCAAUUAAAUGGUGUAAGCACUUUUAAUCCAA
Pipistrellus kuhlii (Kuhl's pipistrelle) is the source of this 2039-nucleotide messenger RNA. It is a transcript of the gene SQSTM1, whose product is annotated as sequestosome 1. The transcript has 8 exons. Gene Ontology annotation, cellular component: aggresome; amphisome. The coding region runs from base 53 to 1453 and encodes 466 amino acids. Gene Ontology annotation, biological process: mitophagy; endosome organization; aggrephagy. The record is from RefSeq and is a predicted model, not a curated record. Lineage: Eukaryota; Metazoa; Chordata; Mammalia; Chiroptera; Vespertilionidae. Gene Ontology annotation, molecular function: protein kinase C binding; zinc ion binding; K63-linked polyubiquitin modification-dependent protein binding.